Molecule: messenger RNA, 748 nt
Organism: Sinocyclocheilus anshuiensis
Lineage: Eukaryota; Metazoa; Chordata; Actinopteri; Cypriniformes; Cyprinidae
Product: H-2 class II histocompatibility antigen, A-U alpha chain
Exons: 4
Coding region: 8-712 (234 amino acids)
Biological process (GO): antigen processing and presentation; immune response
Cellular component (GO): membrane; MHC class II protein complex
Source: RefSeq, a predicted model, not a curated record
UGCAGAAAUGGAAGGAUUCUUAAGAAUUACACUCAUUGGUGUCUGUGUGCUUUACAUUAACGCCCAAAGUUAUCAUGAAUAUGGACAAAUUGAAGCAUGUGGUGACUCAGAUCAAGAAGAUUUCAUUGUCCAAUUUGAUGAUGAACAGGUGGCUCACAUUGACUUCAAAGAACAGAAAGAAAUCAUUACAUUACCUGACUUUGCUGGCCAGAUUGAGUUUCCAUCACUGUAUGAGGAUGCUAAAAAAGCUACAUCUAUUUGUAGAACCAUCUUUGAUAUGCUUAAAGAGGUGUACAUCAAUUCAUCUGAAGCAACUGAACCCCCCUGGUGCUCAGUUUAUCCCAAAAGUGAUUCACAGUUGAAUGUCAAGAACACCCUUAUCUGUCAUGUGACUGGAUUCUUCCCUCCACCUGUCAGAGUCUCGUGGACCAAGAACAAUGUGAAUGUGACAGAUGAAUCAACUCUCAGCAGAUAUUAUCCCAACAAAGACGGGACAUUGAAUGUAUUUUCUCGACUGAGUUUCAUUCCAGAGGAAGGAGACAUUUACAGCUGUUCUGUGGAGCACAAAGCCCUUCAACAACCUCAAACCAGAACAUGGGAUGUAGAGAUAAUGGAGCCCAGCAAUGGUCCAUCAGUGUUCUGUGGAGUUGGUCUGGCUCUUGGGCUAUUGGGUCUCGCCACGGGAGUCUUUUUUAUUGCCAAAGGAAACUGAUACAAUAACAUUGACAAUAGUAGAUGUUCUUUUAUU